Messenger RNA from Lingula anatina, 1343 nucleotides. RefSeq lists its product as uncharacterized. NCBI's taxonomy places the organism in Eukaryota, Metazoa, Brachiopoda, Lingulata, Lingulida, Lingulidae. The record is from RefSeq and is a predicted model, not a curated record.
UACAUAUACGGUCUGUAAAUAAGGCACACGGUCAUUUGAUUCCACAUGCCACGUACGGACUUGCAAUCUAAGGAACAGUGAACAUAUAUGCGCUGAAGUAUAUGAGCACUUGAGAAAUUUGGAGAUUUUAAGAAAAUUCAUUUACUGCACAGAAUUACCGGUCGUUACCCUUCGUCGCACGGUCUCUGGACGUCAAAGCAAGGCUAACCUAGGUCAAACAUGUGUUCGCAAAGAAAACGAGAAAUGGACAAGACGAUCAUCGCCCUCAUCUUUCUCUCAAUUCUUGUCUGCGAGAUGUUGCUGACGUCAGCAGCGCCCACACGUCAUCAUAAACAUCACAAACGUCACGCUGCAGAGAAACACUCAAACAGAAUAUCAAAGCACGCAGAAAGACACCACAGGUUACACAAAAGAGACGUUACAGAUCUAACAGCGGUAGACCCCAACACUCCCCGUUCCCGAGUAAAGAGGCAUCACCUUCGACGGAGAAGCACCAUGCCUUUUAUGGUGGUUUCGAUAACCUUAAACAAGCCGACUAAACAGCAACGCCAGCGCCUAAACAGAGGAGCUAUUAUUGCUGAAAUGUAAACCGACACGGAGAAUCUCAAGGCUAUGACGUCACCUUAAUCAACAUUCCAUUUCAUUCCAUUCUCAUCGACUGAAAAACAUGUCAAGCAUAUCAAUAGUGUGACGUCACACUACGCCGUCGAGUCAAGAAGAGGUACGAAAGGGGCGCACAUGAUCUUGGUGUCAUUGAGGUAUAAAAAGAACUGGCAAGUUUAAAAAAUGUGUGGACUACGCCAUUCGGCGUAAACUGUGCGUCCCUGAAGAAAAGGGUGCGUGUCUUUUUGUUUCUUACCAACUUCUAGUCAAACAGUUGGAAGAUAUUCUUUCAAGCGAUUCCAUGAUCUCAUCUCUUUGUGGGCAACUUAAAGCGCUGUAUUGCCAGGGACGUUCGUAGGUGAGUCCCUGUUGCAGAUACACAUGUACAUACAGACUGGGCGGCUAUAUGCUGCCAAGCAUAAUCGGUUUGAAAACGUCAACUGCGCUCUUUCGAAACGUGACAAGAACGUAACUGCGAAAUGAAAAGCCUACAGUAAGCCGCCCAUGAAAGGGUGACUUGAAAUUAAAUAUACAUAAACUGUUCGAUCUGAAAGUUACAACUUUGCGACGGUUAUCGUCAAUGGGCACCAGCGUAGAAAAUGAGUUAAAGACAAAUGUACGGUCUUUUAAAGGAGGAACUCUUACGAUUAACUUAUUGUAAGAAUGAGCUGCAUUUAAGAAUCUCGAUUUCGAAUAAACGAAAACGGGAACGCCUUAUAAAUAAAUUGUAAUUUUUUAAA